AUGGCGGCUAUUCUUAGCACGGGCCAAAUUCGCUUAGUAGCCAGGAUUCAAUCCACGUCCAGAAGCGAUGCGGUUGAAGCGACAAUGCUCGAGCACAUGAAUAGUUCUCAUGUUGGCAACCUCAGUGUCGGGGAUCUCGCUGCCGUCUUAGUCAAAUCGCCGAGCGCAAUGGACGAGAGAGCAGGGAUUGGAUGCAACAAAGACGGGGAAUUCCGUUCUUUGCACAAAGUGCCACCUUCAUCCAGUCAUGGGGUUGCGCAUCAACCGAAUGAAAGUCACGAGCGGGCUGCCUUGACAAACCAGAUAUCAAGAGACUUUGAUGGGGACGUUGCGGGUUUUCGCUGCCUUACGCACGCACUCUUGCUUCACCCAUUGAUCCCCACCGUAAUGGAGCGAGCGAACGACGGAUCAGGAGAGCAACCCAAUCAUAUGCGAAGCGCUGAGGGCGGUCCAGACUCUUUUACCGCCCUGGCUCUCUCCUGGGCUGUGACCACCAGCGAUGUGCUACGUGGCUGA
Messenger RNA from Coccidioides immitis RS, 516 nucleotides. RefSeq lists its product as uncharacterized. The transcript is spliced from 2 exons. The record is from RefSeq and is a predicted model, not a curated record. The coding region runs from base 1 to 516 and encodes 171 amino acids. Lineage: Eukaryota; Fungi; Ascomycota; Eurotiomycetes; Onygenales; Onygenaceae.